Molecule: messenger RNA, 19030 nt
Organism: Lymnaea stagnalis (great pond snail)
Lineage: Eukaryota; Metazoa; Mollusca; Gastropoda; Lymnaeidae
Source: the annotation of a GenBank genome assembly
GGGUUGAUCUUACAAGAAGACAUGCCGACCAAAGACACGGAGUACGAACAGGCGUUUGACUUCGCCACCAUGGUGGUCAACAGCAACCUCCUGAAUGAACGGAGGCCCGGCAGAGAGAUGGCGCGGGUCUUCCCAACGCUGAGGAACAGGACGGUGUUCAGCGACAACUACAAACUCGGAGGAACAAGUGAGAGCCGUCUUUUUUAGUCUUUUCUGAACCACUGGUUCAAUGAAUGUGGGGCUGGGAUGCUGAACACUACCGCUAUGGUCGUUCGAGGUACCCUGUGUGUCACUGAAUCAUGGCUUUUAUUAUGGGAAGGGAUGAUAGAGGGGCUUUUUUUUUUCUUCUUCAAAAUGACAUUAUUAUGUUAAGGGCUUUCCAGGCAAAGCAAACUGGUUUUAGGUUUAACUUUAGAGAUCUAAGGCGAUGUAUGUUGAUUUACAUUGAUUUAUGUGGAUAUAUAUUGAUCUAUGUUGAUGUAUGUUGAUUUCCCAGGCGAUGUAUCUUGAUUUCCCGGGCGAUGUGUGUAAGUUAUUGGGUUAACGAUGGGAGCUCCUAAUUAACAGGAAUUGAAGGGGGUCAGGGAUAGGUUAACUGGUUUGGGCAUAUCCGGUAGGGGGAGUAAAGUCAAGGGAGGACACUAGAGUCAGGCGUGGAAGGACAGUCUAGUUGAAGUAGAAGAGUUGGACUGUUUCAUUGUAGAGAGAAAUGGAGAGAGUAAAGAGUUAGUCUGUGAUAGAGCCAGGGAGAGGAGUUGGACUGUCGAACUGUAAAGAGACACAGGGAUGUUCAACAGUGAGUCGGUGACAGAGCCAGGAGAGUUUAAGAAGAACUUUUAUAUAUAUAUUAGGUACAAGUGCACUUCAUAAUCAACUAUGUUGCAUCUGGAGUUGUUUGAAUUAUUUACGUCUCAACACCUAGAUAUUCAAACUAUAGAUCACGGAGGGGGGCGGUCCCGUACUGACCACCACUACGUCAAAAUAGUUUGUUAUCGGUAAGGGCUGAAGCCCCAUUAAAAAAAACAACAACAACAAAACCCGUUUUGCGACAUGGCCAUCAAAUAUAUGUCACAUAAUCUAAUAUCUGUUCAUGUAUAACUAUUGUUACUUGGCUAAAUUUAGCAUUUUGUUAUGAUUCGAACAUAAAUGUCCAUUCUUAAACAGUAGUAAAAUGUAAUUAUUAUAUAAACUUAUUUAUUCAUUAUCAGACAUGCAAACAUUUUUUUUUUUUUUAAGUUGCAAUAAAUUUAAAAAUGAUUUAACUAGCAGAAUUUAAGACCACGAGAUCAAUUUUAUUCGAUUAACAAUUUUCCAAUGUCUUGACAUAAAUGUCAAUAAAAUCGUUUGAUUCUGUUUGUUACUUUCUUUGUCUUGCUCAAUAAAGCAUUCACGAAAAGGGACAUUUCACAAAUACUAAAUCUAUUGUAAAAUUGUUUUUGAAAAAACAAAUUUACAUUUAAUAAAUCAAUUGUGAAAUCAAAAAAAAAAAAAAAAAGAAAAUAUAAAAAAAUAAAAUAUUGUGAAAAAUAAAAUUUGAAAAAAAAAUUAAAAAGGAAUUUCACAUACAUUAAAUGUGUUAAAAAAACAUUUUAAAAACGAAAUUUCACAUAUAUGAAAUGUAUUGUAAAACAUUUAAAAAAACGAAAUUUCGCAUAUAUUAUAUCUAUUGUAAAAUCACUAUUUAAAAAAAGGAAAACUUCCUAUAUAUUAAAUCUAUUGGGAAAUCAUUAGAAAAUGAAAUUUCAAAUCCAUUAAAUCUAUUGUGAAAGUGGAACCAUUAAAGGGAAUUUCAUUUAUAUUAAAUAUGUUGUGAAGCAUUGAAACUUGUGAAAUUAUGUGUCAGAGCGAAAUUUUUCCCAUCUUUUCAGUAUGUGGCAUGGCUAAUGAAGGUGUCAUGGUCAUCGUGGGGACCAGCCGGGCGUCCAGCUUCAACACCAUACAGUCCUACUGUCAGGCCCUUCAAGUGCCGUACAUCCUGGUGACGCCCUCGCGCCCCAACCCCUCGGACGGCUACCACUACGACCUCAGCGUCUGCCCACCUUACAUAGAGGCCGUCAUGAAAGUUGUGGCCAACUUAUCGCUAGCCGACAACAAGGUCUUUUAUGUCUAUGACAGUGAUGACGGUAGAGUAUUGGGUUUAAAAUAUAUAUAUAUAGAUGUAUAAUAAACUAUUCCCUUUUUAAAUCCUUUAUAUUAACAUGCUUUUGUGUCAAGGGCAGAAUCUUCAGACGGCUAAUUGAACUAUACUUCCCGUCAACCUAUCAAUGUGAAAUUUAUACAUAGCCUAGCUGUCGAUGACAACACAUUCUAUCAAAUUUUCACUCCAAAGAUUGCCUCUCUCGUUCGUCUAGGGCAGCGGUUCUCAACCUGUGGGUCGCGACCACUUUGGGGAUCGAGCGACCCUUUCCCAGGGGUCGCGUAAGGCCAUCAGCUAUUUCCACACCUUAUUCUAGCGUCAACACAGGGUUCCUGUCGUAAACAUCAGGAGGCCUAAGCAGAUUUUAGUCUCUACCUUUAACUAAAUAUGAGGGACACGUAUAGUUAAGUGACUACGUGGGGCAUGGUCUUUGUGAUCUCUAUUUUAUGGUGCCUUUUCCAACCAGAUAAGAAUUUUUAAUCAAUGAUAAUUUUUUUUUUUUUUGUAGUUAUUCUUUGAAUAAUUAACAAAAAGACUUCUCGCUUCUAGGAUACUCAAUCUUUUAGAGACAUAAUGAUUUACAUAUUUUUAAUGAAUUUGAAAGAUUUUGGCAAAUUUAAUUUGUAAAUAUGAGGGACACGUAUAGUUAAGUGACUACGUGGGGCAUGGUCUUUGUGAUCUCUAUUUUAUGGUGCCUUUUCCAACCAGAUAAGAAUUUUUAAUCAAUGAUAAUUUUUUUUUUGUAGUUAUUCUUUGAAUAAUUAAAAAAAAGACUUCUCGCUUCUAGGAUACUCAAUCUUUUAGAGACAUAAUGAUUUACAUAUUUUUAAUGAAUUUGAAAGAUUUUGGCAAAUUUAAUUUGAUUUAAAAGACAGUCAGUAUACAUCACGUUUCCCAAUUUCAACUUACGAUGUUACCGGCACAUUCCCAAAUUAAUAUUAUAAUUGCGAAUCACAAGUUGGGAUACAUCUUAAUGGGGGAUAACUCUCGUCAACAAGUUUAAUUUCUCCCAUCUGAUAUAAAUCGGGAAGGAUAAAGUAAUAAUUUGUGUUUACAAUAAGAUUAGACUAAGAUGCUAGUUCCGAGCGGUAAUAUCCUUAGCUUCGCGACUGCUCCGAACUGAGUGUUGAAAUUAGUGGAGAAAAGCAGUGCCGUCUUAAGGCAUAAUGGGGACACUGCGCACUUACCCCAUGGUCUCACUCUCACCCCUCUAAGUGGUCUCAUACUCGAGGCGGCCUCGCUCUAGUCCAGGGGUCGGGAACCUGUGGCUCACGAGCCAGAUGUGGCUCUUUUGAUGGCUGCAUCUGGCUCGUAGACAAAUGUUCGAUUAUAAAAAAAGUCGCAUUAAUGGUAAGAAAUACUCAUUAUUGAUUAGCAACAGCAUAAUAAUGUUAUUAAAAAGAAUUCAGAGACAUAAUUAUUGCAUUUUUAGUGUUGAAAUUACACAAAAUGCACACAUUUACUUGAAUUUUUAGUUUUAAACAUAAUGUAUGACUCUCACAGAUUACUUUUCAAAAUAUGUGGUGUCCAUGGCUCUCUCAGACAAAAAGGUUCCGGACCCCUGCUCUAGUUUCUAAUUCUAGAUCUAGGGCAGCGGUUCUCAACCUGUGGGUCGUGACCCCUUUGGGGGUCGCACGACCCUUUCACGGGGGUCGCAUAAGACCAUUUGGAAACACUUCUACUUUACAGUUAUAAUGUGUCAACGAAAAUAAUUUUGUGGUUGGGGGUCGCCGCAACAUGAGGAACUGUAUUAAACUAAUUAAAGGCUAAAGGGUCGCGGCAUUAGAAAGGUUGAGAACCACUGGUCUAGGGGGUCAUCACGCCUCUAGGGUGCCUCACACUUCUAGGGGCAUUAUGCUGCCAAUAUUAUUAGUGAAUAUUGAAAUAUGGCAAUAUUUCUGUCAAUUUAUUUUGCUUUUAAAAUGAAAGCCAUUUCAAUUGUUUGGUACAGUACUUGCUUCAGAAAAAGUUUCUUUUUUUAAUAAAUAAUCACUGGUCAAUUUGGAAAAAAAUUCAUUAAAUAUUUUCUUGGUGUGGAAUUGGCCAAGGGGUAAAUCAAAAUUAAAGAGUCUGACAAAAGGCACCAAACAUUCAUUGUUUAGUAAUUUAAAUGAAGAAAGUUGUAGUAGUUAGAAAUUCCAAAUAAAUGAAAACGUAUAAUUAAUAAUAUUAAGUUACUGAAUUUGUUUGGAAAUUCAUGCUGUCUCAUUUUUCCUCAGAUAAAUCAGAUAUUAAUAAAUAAAUGACAAAUCUUCUGAUGUCACCUCACCUUUAAUUAACUUUAAAAUUUUUAAAAAAAAACAACAUUUAACUACAAUUUAUUUACAAAAUUAACUGUUUUAAAUAGCUAUACAAAAUCUAUAAACAUUUUCUACAAAACUGCAUUUUUUUUCUAAUUUUUUGUAAACUGUAACUUUUGGAAAACCUACUUCCAAAACGUAACUUAAAUCCAAAUUGAUAAUUAUUAUACUAACAUACGAAUAGAUUAUUUUUCCUUUUUUGAAAUUAACUAUCGCCUGUUUUGAACGGAAUUUAAAAAAAAAAAAUUAUAUUCAUUUAUUGAUGAAUUAGUUCAAACAAAUAAAUAGUUUCAAAGAAAGUUAUGAAACAUUACUAUUUAGAUAGAACUAAAAUUAAAAAGGAUUUGUGUAACCCAUUCAUGGUCAAGGCAAACUAAAAUAUUAACUAGCAUCUUUUCUGUUGCUAGCAGGUUUAGUGUAGAAUAAUCCAAAACGAAAUUAAAGUAUGCACCAAAAUUACAUCCCAUCAUAUUGAAUUUAUCAAACAUUUUCUGAGGGGGGUUUACUGACACCUUUCUUACACCAGUUUCUUACAGCCAGUUUCAUUUGGCGCCCUCGAUCUCUUCUCCCUCCUCAAUUUAAGUGCUAGAUUUAAGUAAAUAAAAUGAGUUUUUGAAGGACCAAAUUAUGUUUUUCCUUUUGUUUUGUAUAUGUUACGUAGUUGGACUUUAAAUACUCUCGGGACGAAAAUAAGCUGGAGCUAAAAGAAUACCCGCAAUGGGCUCCACUACCAGAAAGAAUUUAUGGUUAUGUAUAGCGAUGGCGACAAAGUCAUAGCUGGCCCUGGGUAUCAAAAUGCCUAAUUUUGGUGCUGUUAGAUGCCCUUCCCCCUCUCCCGAACACCUGAAAUACUACCCCCAAUCCCCUGUGGAAAAAUUACCUAAAAGAAACUGGUCAAAACGCAUAGGCAUAACUGGGCCAUAAUGCUUUUCAUAACAUUACUAGAAUAGUAGGCUAUAGACAGCCAUUCCCAUUCUGAACUAGUUAGAUGAUUUUACUGCCCCUGUCUAUGUGAAGUACAUGGGAUCUUGUAGUUUAAUUCACUAUUGAGGGCCUGUCUUUGUUGCCCCUUUUAUUGGGGCAGGGGUUAUUGGCCCUCUCUCCCCCUUCUUCGCACGGCCCUGAGUAUAAAGAGGGUUAGGGGCCACAGUGCAUUGCUCUGCUUAGCGCUUCCGCUGCUGUAAAGAUGACCCUGGCUCAAAACAGUCUUUGCUAGACAUUUGGUUUGACAAAUAAUAUUCAGAAAUUAACUGAUAUUGACUAAAUAAGCUGAACUCCUCAUCACCCUUAACUUAACCCUAACCUUUACCCUUACCUUACCUCUAGCCUUAACCUUACCCUCACCCUUACCCUAACUGAAUUUUUAUUUAAUAAAUCAAUUAUUAAUCUAAUUCAUGUUUUUUUGUUUAAAUUGUUGUAAUCCAUCAGGUAAAUGCACUGAUGAAAAAAUAAACUUACAAACUUAUAAAUGCUAGCAUAUUAAAAAAUAUUUUUAAAAAUGUGUGUAUUACAUUUCAUUUUAUACAUAUGAUAUAAAUAGCGUACAAUAUUUUAGUCUCAUAUUUUACUUAACCUAUAUGACGUGCAUAUAAAUGCCUUUAACAAUACUGACUUUCAGAAAGGCGUUGUCAGCAACUUAUUUUUUAUAACAUUUCAGGGCUGUGGCGCCUGCAGAGAAUGUACCAAUAUUUCCAGAUGAAAGACAUAAUGCCUCGUGUACUGGAUGCCUUCCGUGUUAGAGAUAUUUCAAAAGCGUAUGUAAUACUAAGAGCCUUGGAUAAACUUUCAGAGGAGAAGACUAUUGUCUUGGAUUUGUCAACUACACAAGCAUACAAGAUAAUUUUAGAGCAGGUCAGAGAGAACACUGUUGUGUCUAAUGUUGUUCUUCAGAUCUCUAUGGCUGGGUAAUGAGAACACUGUGUGUAUCUGAUGUUAUUCUUAGAUAUCCAUGGCUGAGUAAAGAGAAGGCUGUUGUGUGUAAUGUUAUAAUAAAUAUCCAUUGCUGAUUAAUGAGAAAAAUUUUAAUUCAAAGAUGAGUAGCAUGUUAAAUUCUCUUCCACUUUGAAUGUUCCGAUUACAGUGGCUAAUCUUAAUAAUUUGUUUUUUUUCUAAAGGUGCAUGGUUUUAUGUACAUUUUAUUUGAAUCUUUUUCCUCUCUUCCAGAAAAAACAAACUAGCCAGUAAAUCAAAUUGAUAUCUUUUUUCUAUCCCAAAUGAACACAAAAAAAUGUCCAUCUUUCAUAAUGGAUUACUGAUUUUUUUAUAGCACUUAUUCUCUCUGCUCACUACAUCUCAUACUCUCUACUCACUACAUCGUCUGUUAACCAAGAACUCUCACUCCUUUCUUUUGCUCUUCAGUUAAAACACAGGAAAUCAACUCAAACUCAGUUCUGCUGUUCAAUUUGAAAACAUAGAAAUGAGUUAUUGAAAAAAAAUAUUAAAAAUUAAACCUGAGGAUAUUUAAUUGGUAAAAUCAUCAGAUUGACCUUUUGUUUUUAACAAAUGAUAUUUCAAAGCAGAUUUAUUUAUUUAUUCAAGUAUUUUUUCCCCCUUCCCACAUAUUUUUAAAAAAAACUUCUUCAGAUUGUUGAUGUUGGCAUGAAUAGAGAGAAUUAUCACUAUAUAUUAGCUGGAGCUGUAAGUAUUUAGCGUUAUGAUAUGCCAUGUCUUGCACUCACUGAUAGACAUUUAAGAAGUGAAAUUUUUUAAAUAAAUGAACAAAACAAAAUAUAUAGACAUAGAUUAGAUUAGCAUGUAGGCCUACACAAAUGUGACUCUUUUAAUUUAAAGUUAUAAUCAUAACACUUUGACAGUAUCUUCAAAUAUAUGCUUUAAACACUAGGAAAUCACAAAAGGUGUUUUAGUUCUUCAAAUAACUUCAAAACAAAUGGAAUUUUUAUCCUAAUCAUAAAUUUUAAUAACAUUAAUAAAAUAUUCUUUGUUUUUUUAACGACUUUUGAUUUUUUUUUUGCCGUCUUAUUUUAUGUUCUUAGUAUAAAACCAAAGACAGUUGAUAUUUACAAUUCCAAUUAAAUAAACAUUGUCACCGCUUACAUUUUUAUAUCUUUCAAUUUCAAACAGGAUGCCAUGGAUUUGAACUUAGAUCGUGACUUCUUCUCCCAGUUUCUGUAUGGAGGUGUUGAGAUCACAGCGUUCCAGUUUGUUAAUAACCAAACAGACACAUAUAGAAAGUGGCAGCAAAUGUGGGAGCAGUAUAAGGAUGAUUUUCCAAAUUUAUUUCCACUAAAGGUGGGGAAGUAUAAGUGGUUGAUAAACUUAAGGGUUUUUCCUGGUUGUCCUAUUAAUAAUUAACCCCAGGUGUCCAAUUUUUUAUAUGAUUCAGGCCUAUAUUUUAUAUGAUAAUGCCCCAAUGAUUAUAAAAGAUUUAAUGAUGAUUUUAAGUUUAGUGCAAAGCAAAUGAAAAUGAAAGAAAAAAUAAAAUAAUUGUAAUAAACCUCUGCCUAUUAUAACUAUAAUUACAUUAAGAGAAAUAUGAAAAACCAAUUAUUUGAAUUAUGAAAUUCAGGAGAUAUCUGAUAAGUUAAAUUGGUGACAAACAAAACAAACUUCAAAAAAGACCUUAAAUAAUAGUAGGAUUAUAAUUUCAAUUUCCAAUUUUUGUUAUCCUAAAAAAAGGGUUACAUUUUUUAACAGACGGGUUCAGCUCUCAUGAUAGACGCUGUGAGGGCCCUGCACGAAGCUCUCAUGUUUGAGAUACCCAAACAACACACUGCUCGGACCCACCCUUCUCGGACGUGUGACAUGGAUAAUUUCAAAUCUUCUGAUGUCACCUCACCUUUAAUUAAUUCUUUAAAUAAGGUGUAGUGUCAAAUGACAAUUUGCCCGCUGCUUGUCUAUCAAAUAUUGCUACUGCCCUUAGUUAAGUCAAAAACACAAUUAUCUCAUUUUACAGCUUUUAAAAUUUGAAUUAUGUUGUGAAAAUGUGAGUAACAAUCAGUGGCGCCUGGGCAGGUGUCUGGCAAUUCUAGCUUUUUUUAAGAAAGUAAAAUUACAAUUUCUUUUAGAGCACCUAAUCUCUUUUGAAAUGAUGGUGCCUCUGUCUAAUGUCGUAUUUCUCCUCUUCUCUACGUAAAUAAUAAUAAUUUAAUCCAUCUUGUUGAUGUAAAACUAAUUCCUUUUUAAAAUUAAUUCAUAACUCGAAGAAAAAACAGCUUCUUUUUUCUAUUGAAACGCUAAAUAAUUUUCCUUGAGAUGGUUAAGUUUAUUUUAAAGGCAAUGGUGUAAAGUUUGAUGCAUUAUAAUUACUGCAUGCAGAUAUACUUCCAAGGUUUAACUGGCCCGUUGGCUCUCAAGCAAGGGAGGCGUUCAGAAUACAGCAUUGAUGUUUAUAAACUAGGCUUCAAACAGCCAAUGGCAAAGGUACAAAAUCAUGGCUACUUUGCACUCUGUAAGAAAAUAUUUUUUUCUAGUUCAGUUUGUAGUUUAAUAAUUGAUAAUGUUAAACUUGUAGCUCACCAUCAAAUUCAAAAUGUGACCAAAAGAGUAUCUCCAGACUGAAUGCAAUCAGCUGUUUAUGCAUAAGUGAUAUCUGAAGUGAUUUAACAGGUUCAUAAAAUGAAAUUUUCCGCUCCGUAAUACGCGAAACAAUAUUUGAUGUCCUGAUAAUCCUGACUUAGUUAAGCUUGGAAAGAUUUUUUUCUUGUGUUUCAACACCAAGACUACAAAAAGGAUACAUAUAAGGAAAUAAUUAAUUUUUUAAAAAUUCCAAUUUUGAGAGAAUGCCUUGUGGUGACACAUGCAGCUCUAAUCUUAAUAAUUCUUUCACAAAUUUGAAGGUGAAUAAACUUUACUUUUUAAACAGCAAGCAACUUGGAAGUCCUCUGACCUGAUGGACGGUUCAUUUAAAACAUUCGUCCCCGAGGUUGCCAUACAAAACACGACACAGCGAGUUACAACUCUAAUAGUAAGAAAUCAUAAUAAUAAGUUGUUACACCUAAUAGGCUUUAUCCAUUUUGGAUUCUAGAAGCAAUCCAGGUUAGGGAUUUAGUAUUUUUUUAAAAAUCGAUUAAAGUUUACUAUAAUUUCAUUAGGUUUCCCAGUUUACCAAUUAUUGUUUGUCUAAGACUAAGUUUAUGAUGGAAACCGAAAUUUGGUUCACAAUAAUAAUCGUAAGAAAAAGUUCUUCCUCAAAUAUUAAAACAAAGGGAGAAAAUUAAACCAUUCGCGGCAGGACAUCAAGUUACAAAUAAUGACUAAAAUCAUAGUUUUUCUUUCCAAUUUAUUUGAAUACUGUAGAUCCACGAUCUCACAUUUUAAAACAAAACGGAGCAGCUAUUUUGAUCUCCCUGAUUCUUUUUUAUAUUUAUUGUUUUUGAACGUUCUAUCAGUUCUUGCGUUGCUCGCAUAAAGUCACAUACAAUAUUCCUGCCAGGAGCCACCAUUUGUGAUGAGAAUAGAAAACAGGAAUGGAGCACCGCCCGUCGGCCCCAACUUGGACCUUGAGGGUUACUGCAUUGACUUGAUAGAGGCGCUGGCCCGCAGUGAAGACUUUGAAUACCAGAUUUACCUGACUGAAGAGUAUGGAGACAAGAAUGAGACUGAUGGCACUUGGAAUGGGAUCAUAGGCCAGUUGAUAAACCAGGUAAAUAUUACUUUCAAUAGAUUUUCAGUGCUUUUUCUUCUUUUUUAAAAAUAUUUUUAAAAAAUAUUUUUAAAAAAAAUAUAAAAUUCAGUUAAAACGCGAAAAGAAAAAUGCCGAAACCACAGUAAAAAUGACAUUCUCAAUCUUAUAUUCCAAUAGUUAAAUAUUUAUCUCAUAAAAAUUUCUUUUCAAGGAAUUAAACUCUUAUAAUCUCAUAUACAAUUGCUGAAAAGAAUUAUGUAUAUUGUAUGUACCUAUAGAAUUAUGGAUGUUGUAUGGACCUUUAGAAUUAUGUAUGUUGUAUGGACCUUUAGAAUUAUGUAUGUUGUAUGGACCUUUAGAAUUAUGUAUGUUGUAUGGACCUUUAGAAUUAUGUAUGUUGUAUGGACCUUUAGAAUUAUGUAUGUUGUAUGGACCUUUAGAAUUAUGUAUAUUGUAUGCACAUUUAGAAUUCUAUAUGUUGUAUGGACCUUUAGAAUUAUAUAUGUUGUAGGACCUUCAGAAUUAUAUAUGUUGUAUGAACCUUUAGAAUUAUGUAUGUUGUAUGGACCUGUAGAAUUAUAUAUGUUUUAUGGACCUUAAGAAUUAUAUAUGUUGUAUGGACCUUUAGGAAAGAGACAUAGCUGUGGCGCCGCUGACCAUUACUCAGGACAGGGAGAGAGUGGUCGACUUCUCCAAGCCAUUCAUGGACACAGGGAUCUCAAUAAUGAUUAAAAAACCCGACAAAACCAAGCCUGGAGUCUUUUCCUUCAUGGACCCGCUGGACACACGAGUCUGGCUAUGUAUAGCUAUUGGAUUUCUUGCCGUCAGUGGUGUUCUCUACUUUGUUGGCCGGUUCAGGUGCGUAAUUUUUGUACAUUGUUUAGUUAGUAAUUGUUUGCCAAUGUGUAUGUAUAUUUUAUUUAUAUAUAUACAUAUAUAAGUGUGUGAUUUAAUACUCAAAUCCAAGGAAAUCAGGUCUUGAGAACUAUAGCUAUUUAUUUGGUUCUGAGAGUAUGGUAACCAGAAAUAGAAAACAAGAAAAAAGACCAAGAAAAAUAUGGGGAAGAAAAAGGACAAUAUCUGAAAAGAUGCAAAUAUAUUAGUUUAGGAUCUAAUAACCUACUUAGUUAUAUGAGAAGUACACAGUUUUACGCUCUGAAUCUAUGUGAGAUGCGAAGGGUGUCCAGUACAAUAUAAAUAUAUAUAUGUUCGCACUUAUCCCAUACCUAUUUUUAGGCAUGGAAACCCUUAGGUUCUGGGUAACUGAGUUAACCUACAAUUCUAGAUACUUGGCUGUUACAAUUAUAAUGGCUCACACAUGGGACUAUGCCAGACUUAGCCACAUGGCAGUAUAUUUACUUCAAUGUUAUGACUGUUAGGAUUAUACAAGCGUGCACCAGGUCUUUGUAAGACUUAAAUGCAUGACAUUACGUUUAACUCUAGCACCAUAAAGUAUAUUUGCUAAUUUGAUUCUGGUGCACAUGCUAUUUCAGUAGUAUUUUUAACUAUGGCGAUAUCAUUGUUAAAGGGUACAAAAUGCAAAUGGAAAGGUUUCAGCUAAUGCCUUCAUCAGUACAAAAAAACAAAAACAUUCUGUAAAAUCAUCAUUAAAGCUGAACAUCCAUUGUUUUAUUGACACAAAAUGUUUCUGUCUAAUUAAUCUACUUUAAAGCUCUAUCACAGUCCAACACUCUUAUAAUUAGUUCUACAAAAAACACAAUGUUUAAAAAAACAUCACAUUAGCUACUUACAGAACAACCAGAUACCAACAGUGAAAUGACAAAGGGUUAAAUUUGCUCCCUGCCAGUAGGCUAUAUCAUUUAAAAAUGAAUGGGCCAAGACCUACUUGACAUAUGACACACAUUGGAACAAUAAGGUCUUAAUAUUUUUUCAGGCAUCAGGCUAGCAGAGAGAAAGAGAGGGGGGGGGGGUCACGUGUUUGUCAUAGGAUGGUCAAUCGCCAGACAAGAGGUUUAGGGCCAAGCACACAACAGCGUUGUGCUACUUUUAGUUGCGGUUGCAGUAUACAGUAUAGCCUGGGUUUUACCAACAUCUAUCAAAGUGACACACAGAGCGUGUGUUAACUGAUUACUAUUCAGCGGCACCUUGCCACAUUUAUUCCUUUGUUGUUGUUGUUUUUUUGUGGACAAAUUAAGACAAAAUUAGAUGUGUUUAUCUUAGAUAAACUUCUUUACAUAUUGGAACGCAAAAGACUUCUUAAUUAGCGUGCGUAAUUUAAUUUAUUUUCCUUUUUUUUUUCCACACCUUAAUAUAUAUUGUUUAAUCAUAUCCUUAAUGUUGGUUCUGUCAGAAUUAUCUAUGAGUUGUUUUUUUGACAAAGUGUUGACUAAAUAUGUCUUAUUUGAGAUAACAACAUUGCAAUCUCAGUUUAGGUAAUGUUAAUUCAAUCAUGGGUAUUAUAAGGGGCACCAACUCAGAGUAAUGUCCUGUAUUAAUUUUUAGUAUUUUAGUAGAAUUUAAUCUUGUUCAUUAAAAAGAAAAAGACAACACUACAUCACAGAGAAUAUGGCACAUUAUUUUAUGGUGUUUUUUUUUUUUAAGUUAAAAAAUGUUUGCAAGAUGCAAGAUGAUUUAUUGAUAGUGUAAUAAUGAUAAGAACAAUAUUUAAGUAACCUGGUUAAAUUAUAAUAGGCUUUUGUUGAAAUUAUUUUUCAGCCCCUAUGAGUGGAAUGUAUCUGAAGACUCUACAGAAAGGACAGCUACAACAGUCUUCUCAAUCUCCAACACUCUGUGGUUCUCACUGGGUGCUCUAAUGCAGCAGGGCUCUGAUAUAUCCCCUAGGUUGGGCCCACAGCCAAGCGAAAUCAAAUGACCUUCCUUGUUUAUAAUGACUAGAACUCAAAGCUAAUAAUUUUUAAAAAUGUAAAUACUAUCUUAAUGAGAAUAAUUUGAGGAUCAAACUAAAGCAAUACUCAGGUUGAGAAAUUGAUAGUGUAUUGCUCUAUUUCAAUAAAUAAACAGUCUCUACUUUUUAAAGAUUUCAACAACAUUAGGCUAUUUGCAGGAAUGGCACUGGUCAUAUUCCACUAUCAGUUAUUUGGUCUUAACUUAUUUAUUUGACUUGCAAAAAUUUAUUUUUAAAUAUUCAGUUCUUGUAUUAAAAAAACAAGUAGGGUCAAAGCCAUGUCGCAAAACCUACUGGACACACUGUACUGAAACCAUUGAAAACUUAUUAAACAUUUUGUAUAGUUUAUAAUCAUAUAUAUAAAAACUAAAUAGUUAGCCAAAAUAUAAUUAUAUUAGAAUUUUAAUUGGUAAUUGUUUUUUUUUCAAAAGGCUGUCAGAGGAAAAGAUAAAAAACAUUUUAAAACUAAAAUAAGGUUUGUGCUGGGGGGGUGGGUGUGAUUCUGAGUAAAUCAGAAAAAUAGAAUCACCUCAAUUUUUUUUUUUUUAAUGAUUUAAUCAGCCAUUUUCAAGUUUAAUACCUUAAUCAAUUGAGAAUGUUAAUAACUGUAGAUGUGCAGAAUUUCAAUGUUGUGAAAUAGAUUUGAUGUUUGCCAUCAGUUUUUUUUAUGAGACUGCCAGAAAUCUUAACCAAGAAAAUCUUGGAUUUAAAUUUUUUCUGCCUAUACCUUAAUAUGAUCACAUUCAAACUUAUUUUAAUAUUCAUCUGACGUAUAUGUUUGGAUUCAGUAUUAUGUGUCUCAGAAAAGUAGGAUCUAUUUUCGGGUCUCUACAAAACCACAUCAAUUAAAUAGUUAACAAUCUUGGGAAUAUAACAGUUCCUGGAUGCAGCUUUGAAUUUCUAUUUUUUUACUUAAAAUAAUUAUGUACAGAUGCGUGUUUGUCUAUUAAAAUAGUUUUAAGAAUGUCUAAUCUUAUUCUGGAGCAUUAACUAUGUAUUCAUCUGGUAGGCCCUGCUGUCUAAAUUUUUUUAGCUGAAACUGAUUUUUUAAAAGAAUAAAAAUUAUUAUUCUUUUAAUCUAUUAAAAUAUUUUAUUACUUUUAUGGAAAAUGCAAAUUUAAAUUAUUUAAACUGAUUUUUAAUUAUCCAUUUUCCCCACUAAGGCUCAGAUAAUUUUUUUUGAUUCCAAUAAAAUGUAUUUUAAAUUGGAGAUAAACUUAAAUUAGUACCGGUACUUUGCUAAACCAUUUUAUCUUUUAAUAUGUGAUAUUUUUUGCAAUAUCACACAAUAAAUAAAUUUAUUUUCCAUAGGUCUUUCUCAGGACGAGUGAUUGGUUCUGCCUGGUGGUUUUUUACUUUAAUUAUUAUCUCCUCUUACACUGCUAACCUGGCAGCCUUUCUGACCAUUGAAAAACUGGUGGUCUCUAUAAGUUCAGCAGACGACCUGGUUGGGCAUCCAACGAUCAAGUAUGGCACAAAAAAGACAGGUUCAUCUUGGAGAUUUUUUGAGGUCAGUUCCAAAAGCUACAUUUUCUGAAGGUAACAAGCAAUUUUAAACAGACAAUUAAAUUUGACAAAACAUUGCAUCCAAGUAACUCAUUUUAUAAGAAUCCCAAUUAGUGCGCCCCCCCCCCCCCCCCCCAAGCCUUUUUUUUGAAGUCAGUUCCAAAAGCUACAUUUUCUGAAGGGAAAAAUCAAAUUUAAACAGACAAAUAAAUUUGACAAAACAUUGCAUCCAAGUAACCCAUUUUAUAAGAAACCCAAUUAGUGCGCCCCCCCCCCCCCUCACCAAGGCUUGCAACCGCACAUUUUUUUUCACACCUCUGAACUAUAUUAACAUUAUGGUUCCCACCUGCUUUUAUACAGCAGAUUUAUUUCCAUAACAAUUUCAGAAAAAAAAUUAUACACCAAAUGCACUUGAUACAUUUUUUUAAAGAACCUAAUUUAGAGCAGUUUUAUCUGGAAUAUUAUUUUAUCAUCCUCCUUGGAAAACAGGAAGAACUAUUUUUAGGGGUUGGGUUUAAAGGGUGGGACUGAAAAUUCGAUAGAAAGUGUUGUCAUCAGCAAUGAGUCUAUGUUUCAGUUUGAUAGCUUGACAAGGGUCAAUUAGCCGUCCGAAUAUUUUGCCAUCCGGCCACAAACAAAAGUGAAGUUAAUAUAAAGGAUUUAAAAACUAAUGUCAUGUUCACUAAAAAGAAAUAAGCUUAUAUUCAAAGAGCAUGAACUCUCACUGAUAGUCAUUAGGUAGUUUAGUAUUCAAUAAUUUAAUAUUUCUUUAACUCAAUUUGUUUUCCAUUAAAUGUUGGCAUGAAAGGCACGAGAUUGGUAGUAAAUAAAGAUAUAAAAUGUCCUCAAUGUAAUAAAAAAAAAAAGUAAAAUUUUUUUCAAUCCUAUAACUCGCUAAUGAGUGGUGCAGACCUGUUUACUCUUAAAAUGGUACAAUAUCAUAACAAAAUUGUUCAAUACAUUAUCUUAAUGGUAAAAAACAAACAUAGAGUAUAUAUAAUUUAUACUGUAUGCCUAUACACCUCAAAAUCGCACAUUGUGCGCCAAAAUCGUAAGCGUAAACAGGUCUGGUGGUGUUUUCAAAAAGAAAAUUCUUAUAAACCUGAGGAGUUUUAUCAUAAAUAAGUUUAUCUAACAGAAAUCCACAGUGGACACAUUUGUUAGGAUGAGGAAAGAAAUGUUGGAGAACGCAGAUGAGGUCCUGUUUGAGGACUACAGUGAGGGAGUAAGAAAGGUAUGAAUUUGUAAAUUCAAGUAUAAGAACUCUAUGUAAAAUUCACAGCCAUGUUAUUUAGAUUAUAAUUUUGCUUAAAUGAUACAACAUGAACUGAUUUAUCAGUGGAUAUAAGAAUGAUGUUUAAUAACCGAUUCUAAACUUUGAAAAAACUGUUUACAGUCAUUUCUUCUAUAUAUUAAGGGCCCACGAUCAAUGUAUUGAUCACUCUGGCUCCUGUAUAAGUAUUUUUUUUAAAUGUGAUAAUAACCAUUUAGUGAUUAAGACAAUAAUGCUGCAAGUCAUUUGAAUGCAUGAAAAUAAAUGUAUUAUUUAUUACAAAGUUUGGAUAUCAAAAAGGGAUCUAGCAUCUUAAUAUUUACUGUUUUUGUAUAUUGUAAGGAAAUAAUUAUUUAAAAAAAAAAAAAAACCAUUGUGGAUUAAUGUGGUAUCAAGAGAUUACAUUAAUGUCUUACUCCAGGUGCGAGAAUCUAAAGGUACGUAUGCCUUCCUCUUGGAGUCUGCAAUGAAUAGUUACUACAGUCAGCAAGAACCCUGUGAUACCAUGAUGGUUGGUGACAAGUUAGACAACAAAGGUUAUGGUGUGGCCACUUAUGUUAAUUAUCCACUGAGGUAUGUGUAAUUGGUGCCUUAUAAUUUCUGUUUUUAAGUUAUUAAUUAAAUAUUUAAAAUGUAUUGAAAUUGAUGGCUUCUCCAAAAAUUAUUUUUUUUAAGUACGAGUACCUAGAUCAGUCUCCCUUAAAAUAUUUGGAUUAUAUCCCUUUCUUUAUUAAAAACUCUGAAAGCCUACACAAAUUAAUGAAAAUUAUCAAUGUAAUAUUGUUUGGCCACAUAGGAGCUGAUGGCAAGUUGUCUUGGGUGCCCACAGACUUCAGCACUUUUUGUAACCACCACACCCCCCCCCCCACUGUAUCUUAUAACAAUUAUUAUGAAACUAUAUAUUUUGGAACCGAAACAUUGAGCUUUUAAUACUUUUAUUAUUUCAAAAUGCUAGCGAUCUUCGACAAAGCUGGCUCUUACUAUCAUAGGCUUCCAUAUGUGAUUCUCAGUAUGACUACAUUAAUAAAUAAUUUACGCCUUUUAAACUUAUAACUUAAAUUUUUGAAACUUUCAAAAAGAGCCCCCUCAUAUAAACUGCAAGACUUAUAAAGAACAAAAUAUGAAGCACUUCAUUCAUAGUAUCAUAGUAUCUAAACUAAAGAACAAAAUUUGAAGCACUUCAUUCAUAGUAUCAUAGUAUCUAAACUAAAUAACAAAAUAUGAAGCACUUCAUUCAUAGUAUCAUAGUAUCUAAACUAAAGAACAAAAUAUGAAGCACUUCAUUCAUAGUAUCAUAGUAUCUAAACUAAAGAACAAAAUAUGAAGCACUUCAUUCAUAGUGUCUAAACUUGGCAUUUCAAUGUGGGUCUUAAUUUACUUUAAGUCUAGAAACAUUCAUCUUUUUAAAAAAAAUGUAUGCUUUUUUUUUUUUUUUUUUCUUUUCAAUUUUUCAUAUUUUGUUAUAUUUUAAUUUAAAAUACUGUUUUUUAAGUGGCCAACCAUGCUGUUUCACAAAAAAAUAAGUUUAUAUAUAUAUAUGGAUUCAUUCAUAGUGUCUAAACUUGGCAUUUCAAUGUGGGUCUUAAUUUACUUUAAGUCUAGAAACAUUCAUCUUUUUAAAAAAAAUGUAUGCUUUUUUUUUUUUUUUUCUUUUCAAUUUUUCAUAUUGUGUUAUAUUUUAAUUUAAAAUACUGUUUUUUAAGUGGCCAACCAUGCUGUUUCACAAAAAAAUAAGUUUAUAUAUAUAUAUGGAUAAAAGUAAACAUUUGAAUAAAAAAUAUUUAGAGUUAAGUAUUUAAAGUGAUUAUUUAUUAUUCAUAAAAACUGGAAAUUUCUAAUAAGAGAAUAUAACUUUUUUUUAAAUUGUCAUCUUAUAAAACGCUUUGGAGACCAAAUAUGUUUUCUUUUAGACAUAACAUCAAUAUUGCUGUGCUGACAUUAAAGGAGAAGGGAGAAUUGAUAAAACUGACCCAGAAAUGGUGGUUUGAUAAAGGGCAAUGUGGGGACCAAAGUGUUAGUAAGGUAGGUAGAUAGAACUAUACUUAACAUCCUGAUGUCUAAACUGUAAGGUACUUUGGAUAAAUAAUCUACUUCUAUUCAUUAGCCAAAAUGACAUGAUAAUUUAGAAUGAAUAUAGCUAUAUAAUUUUAAGGCUUUAAAAUACAUUUUUUUUUUUUAAAAAUCAUAAAUAUUUCUAUCUUUAAACAAAGCAGCUUAACUGAAAAGUUUAUAAGCUAUAAUGUACUCUUUGGUGUAAUAAUCUAGUGAUACGUGUGUGAUAAUCUAGUGAUAUGUGAGUAAUAAUAUAGUGAUAUGUGAGUAAUAAUCUAGUGAUAUGUGUGUGACUUCCACAGGAGUCUACGGGUACACAGAGUGCACUAACACUAAGCAAUGUCUCCGGUAUAUUCCAUAUACUUAUAGGCGGUUUGGUGUUGUCCAUGUUGACAUCAUCACUGGAAUAUUUAAUACAGAGGAAGUUGAGAAUAAGAAGAAAAAAUAUAGCAAAGAAAGUAAGUAACUGUACUUAAAUUUUUGUCUGAAAAAAAUGUUGGAAAAAAUUAUUGUUUAACUAAGUUGUUUUUUUUAAAUUUAAAUAUUAUUUGACAUUUAAAAUUAAUGAACAUUGUCAUUGUAACUUAUUAAAUCUUUGGGAUAAUAAUUAAUGUUUUGAUUUAGGGCUUUUCAGCAUCCAGGAUAUUUAAAAAAAAAAAAAAUCACUUGGAAAUUAUUUAACUUGAAUCCAAAAAUGUAGAUAAAUACUUUUGGGUGCUUUAAUUAUUUAAAAUAAUUAAAUUGGCAUUCUUAAAUAGUUAAUUAUUAUUACCAUCAGGUUAAUGUACAGUGAAAUCAAAUUGUGCAGUAAGUUAUUCUGUAUGAUAGCUCAGAUCCCAUUUUAGUGAGGUUUUAUUUAAGUAACUCCAGCUUAACUUUAAAUGCUUUUUUUUUUUAAAAAUCCAAAUAUUUUAAAAUGUAUUUUAAAUAAAAUAAAUUAAAUAUAGGAAAUUGCAUAGCCUGUCAUUUUUCUGCAACUUAAAAAUGUAUUGUUAACUGAUGGUUCUAAGGCUGAAUAACUUUCAAUAGACCUCCAUUAAAUUUGAUUAAAUUUUAAGAAAAAUCACUGUUUCUGAAAGUUAUUUACAUUUUUUAGAAAUAGUAGACAGAAUUAAAACGUAAUUGCUCUCAACAAAUUUUUUGUCAGCUGGGAUUUGAAAGACGCAGGUCAUGGUCCCAUUAAUUAAUGGUGUUAUUUCAGGCAACAAAAAACUACACACUCCCUGUUCCUCCUCCCCCUCCUCGGAGGUUAUGUUUUGGCUCUGCGGCAAAUAGAUCAAAUGGUAUUGAACCAGUAUGGGAAAAUGGGAUG